UGGUACUUAAACUGGUGGGAAGUGAUCGAUCGCAUAGAAAUUUGGUCCUUUACCCCUCCAGGAGAUGUCCAUCUUUAGGCCCACGGAGGGAAUCAAUGGCACGUAACCAUGUAGUCCUCUCCCAUUGGGACUUAGUACAACUCAUGUGUAGCGGGCUGCUCUGUCCAUCAUGCCCUGUCUUCCUUGAUCAUCCUCCCUCAUCUCAUCCACUCUCCUCCUCCAUCAUGGGCAGUCCAUACCAAAACACCUUCAGUCCCGUCUCAUCCACCCACCUCUCAUUCAUCUCCAUCCCCACUCGCCUCCAACAACGCCCAGGAACAUUUCCACGCGACUCACCCCGCUCAACGGGUUCCCUCGGCUUACCCCGCCGCAGCACUAUUCCAACAGUCCUCUCCUCUUCACCGCCCUCACCGCAAUCCUUCAACUCGUCAUCACUGCCCCACUACCCGACGAGCUGCCCCAACUGCUGCCUACCAUUACUGGACGACACAAUGCCAGCACUCGGGACCUCCGCAAUCGUCAAGCCCAGCCAACUCUCCCACCAUCUCCCGCCAACCGCCGGCACAAGCACCGAGUCCACCUGCUGCGUAAGCGCCCAAUCCGUCACCUCCUCCCUCCUCUCCAACCCCGUAGCAGGCGGCAACUUCGUCAUCUUCCGGCGCAAGACCCGCACGUCGUCCGUGCUGCCACCCCAGCCGCAGACAAAAGCCCCAACAGCGUCACAAGUCACCUCAGCAGCGCAGACGGGCACAACCGUAGCCGUAACACCCACCUCGAUCCCCGCGGUACCAACACAGACAUGGGACGUCGUGUCCGGGCACGGCUUCGAGUUAACACCACGGGGGAGCAUCCUCUACCGGGGGCGGGAACGAGCGCUGGAGUCCGCCUUCGUGGCCACGUGGACCAGCGACCGCGGCACACUGAAAAAGCUCACGCCUCUCGCGGGCUCGCGCCAGGAAAUGCGCUUCGCCCUCCACGGCCCCGGGAACCAUACGAGCUUCUUCCGGACCUUUGGCGAGUGCAAUGGAAAGGGCUCGUGGAGACGCCUGCUGGGCGAGGAUGUAGCCGAUGAGAAGCCGACCCAUACCGUGCGUAUGCACCUGCCCGAGGUGCUGGCGCAGAUGGUCGCCCUCGGUGUCGAUGCGAAGGAUCUAGUCGCGUGUCUGAAGCAGGGAGAGCAUGGCACGCUGAGACUCGAUUUUAAGCCCGGGAAGUGGACGACGCCCGAGGAGAGGGAGUUGGAGAUUACUGGGAGGGAAAAGGCCUGGGAUAAGACGAAGGUGUGGAAGAAGGGGUGGUGGUAUACCGACAGGUUGGGGACGGAGGUUUGGAUCAGUUAGGCGUGACCGGUGGUUGGCUGUUGAAGAGUGCUGAUGGACGACGGAGAACGACUAUGCGUGCAAGGUUUUUAAUGGGCUGUGAGAGCGUCGGAUGGCUGUAUGAGUUCUAUUGUCAUUGCCGGAGGAAGUAUCAUUCAAUGCGGGACAUUGAUAGCCAAUGCAAUGCUGUUUUAUGUAAU
Tricharina praecox is the source of this 1519-nucleotide messenger RNA. RefSeq lists its product as uncharacterized. NCBI's taxonomy places the organism in Eukaryota, Fungi, Ascomycota, Pezizomycetes, Pezizales, Pyronemataceae. The record is from RefSeq and is a predicted model, not a curated record. The coding region runs from base 96 to 1340 and encodes 414 amino acids. The transcript has a single exon.